UUCAUUGACAGGAAAGCGCUUCCAACGCUUCUUUAAAAAUCAGCCAGGUUUAUCGCAAAGUGUCGAUAUUCGUUUUCAAAAGGUCUAUAGUCACACCGAAUCGGCAAGUCCUUUUGUUUGUGCUUUAUGUCAUUAUUGAUACGGGAGUGUCAGGCCGGUUUCAGUGUGCUCCCAUCUGGAACAAAAGGCACUCAUUGGUUUCCUGUGUUAUGAUGACGCUUAUUUUGCACACGGUCUGGUGGAGGAGCAUCUGGUGUUGUGUGCAGAAUCGUCGUUUUGAACGCGCUUAAUUUUGAGAGUGGUGCGCGUGUGGAGUCCCGGCUGAGAUAUGCUAAGGAUCUUUGUUGGUGUUCUGCUGAAGACAGAAAGUUAAACACAUCUGGGAUGGCAUGAGGGAUACCAGCAUGAUUGGCAGAUGGCCACGCCUCUGGCCAGUGAUUUCACUGGCACUGCUGUGGGCGUGUUCAGUGGAGGCAGGUUCAGACUGCAGGUCUGUCACCAUAGAGACAGGUAGUCGUUUAGCAGAACAGGUGCAACAGCACUAUCUACAGGCUCUGUUCAAUAAGUAUGGCCAAAAUGGUAGUAUCUCAUUAGAAGGCUUGCACAACCUUUUAAAGGGGGUGGGGCUGGACCACAUCCGGAAGGUGAUGGUGCAUCACCAUGGAAAUGCACAUAAUCAUACACUCUCACAUGCUCACUCGCAUGCACAUGUGGACAAACCUACCACACUUACACAUCAUGUUACCAGCAAGAAGGUUGACGUUGACCAUAACAUGGAAAAGAGUGACCCUGUCCCGAAAUUGCAUCCUGAUCCUGCUCCUGGGAAGAAGAGUAAAUCAGAUGCACAACACAAUCUUUACAUGAAGAUAAAUCCGGAAUUGACUACACCUUUGACCAUGGCGUCAUACAUCACCAAAUCACUCCGGACAAAUCAUAGCGCUGACUAUGAUUUAACGCAGGACCAAGCCUCAUUUAAGCCUAAUGCAACACACACUAACCACACCCACCAGUCUGAGUACACACCUACCCAUUUAUACGACGAUCAUGAUGAGCAUGAACACGGCCAUCCCAGUCUAGAGUGUCAAAAUGCCUCCACAAUCCUGCAGUCACAUGGCAUGACAAAGGGAACAGGUCUCUCUGUGAAGGACUUCAAUUAUCUGUGCCCUGCCCUUCUUAUGCAAAUUGAUUCCAAGUCUUGCCUCCUGCAGGAUGAUGAACAAUCAGAUCAUCCCCAUCAUCACAACCAUCAUCAUCAUCAUAACCAUCCACACAAUCACACCAAUGACAGUCCAAGGAUAUCCUCAAUUAAAUCUGCAUGGAUCGGAGGCUUUCUCGCCAUCACUUUGAUCAGUUUGCUGGCGUUGGUUGGUGUGGUGUUGAUUCCACUCAUGAACAGAGUUUGCUUCAAUUUCCUGCUAAGCUUUCUGGUGGCCCUUGCAGUGGGCACUCUCAGUGGAGAUGCUUUCCUCCACCUCAUACCACAUUCACAGGGCCAUCACCAGCACAGCCACUCAGAGCAUCAUAACCAUGGAGAAGAUGAGGAUUCCCUUCGACCUGUGUGGAUAGGGUUGACCGUGCUGAGCGGAGUCUACAUCAUGUUCCUUAUUGAGCACUUCCUGACACUCGGCAAAAUGUAUAAAGACAAAAAACAGAAGGUGCAGAAGAGAGUGGAUCUGGAGGUUUUGGAAUCUGAGAAAGUGCCAUCACUGGAGGAAAAUGACGUCAAAGCACUUGAAGUUGCCGAAACAAAUGGUGGCAGUGCAUCUGGGCGUGGUGUGGCAGAGGAAGAGGAAGUGAUGUUGGGGGCGGAGCUCUACACCGACCUGGACUGUGAGAACAAAUGCCACUCCCACUUCCAUGAUACCGUUGGCCAGUCAGAUGAGCAACAUCAUCAUCACCAUGACUACCAUCACAUACUGCAUCACCAUCACUCACAAAACCAUCACCCUCACACACAUUCGCAUAGACACACACAUUCCUACUCGUUACAACACUUUCAGCAGGCUGGUGUGGCCACACUCGCUUGGAUGGUCAUUAUGGGAGAUGGACUUCACAACUUCAGUGAUGGACUUGCCAUAGGCGCAGCAUUUACAGAAGGGUUGUCCAGUGGUCUUAGUACCUCAGUCGCUGUAUUCUGCCAUGAGCUUCCUCAUGAGCUGGGUGAUUUUGCAGUCUUGCUGAAGGCCGGUAUGUCGGUACGACAGGCCAUUCUGUACAAUCUGCUGUCGGCCCUAAUGGGAUAUCUGGGCAUGAUCAUAGGUAUUCUGAUUGGUCAUUAUGCAGAGAAUGUUGCCAUGUGGAUCUUUGCUCUCACAGCUGGAUUAUUUAUGUACGUCGCCCUAGUUGACAUGGUACCUGAGAUGUUACACAAUGAUGCAAGUGAAGCAGGCUUCAGUCAUUAUGGCUUCUUCCUCCUGCAGAAUGCUGGGAUACUCCUGGGCUUCGGUAUCAUGCUCGUCAUCGCUGUUUUUGAACACAGGAUACAACUCGACAUUGGUUUCUGACCCAAGACUGUACAGUCAUGUUUUCAAGCAUAAGGACAUCGCUCCAUAUAAAUGCUGCUCUGUGAAAAGUAACCCUUAACUUCAGCCACCCAUCUGUUGACCUGCCCGUCCAUCUGUUGACAUGCCCGUGAUCUUGUGUAGUCUUAACAGGUGGCAGCAGCUCCGUAUUUACAAGCAAUUUUCAUCUUAUUUGUGGCUUGUUUGGGGAAAAACAGUAUUUAAAAGUAUUGACUGUUACAAUUUCAGUGUAAAAGAGAAACUUGUGGACAUUGUAGGUUUUUUUUAUGUAGAUUUUUUACUCAGUGUUUUUUGUUAAACAGUAUUGUACAUUAGUUUUUGAGGUGGUGAAUGUUCAUUUUGCACUUGCUGACCUACCAACAUUCCAGUAAAAGUGUCCCAUGAUAAACUUGUCUGAUUACUGGUGUCUUUGCAUUAGUUGCGCUGACAAAUCUCUGCUUGAUCCAGUCAAUGAGAAUAUUAGCAUGCAUGUUAUUGGGUUGGGAACAGGGUCCAAAAUUAACUUUUGCCGCCUCAAUUGAUAGUGGAUAAAAUUAGAAUUUACUGGUCAUUAAUAUGCCUUGCCAGCGAUGAAACUCCAUUUGUGUAAAUAUUACUACUACUGCUACUUUUUUGCUUUAUUUUUGACGUCUGACAUUCUGUUUGAUUUAAAACAAAUACUAUUUUUGUAUUUAUUAAACAGUUUAUUCCUUUCAUAUUUG
Xyrauchen texanus (razorback sucker) is the source of this 3223-nucleotide messenger RNA. RefSeq names its product zinc transporter ZIP6-like. Gene Ontology annotation, molecular function: zinc ion transmembrane transporter activity. Gene Ontology annotation, cellular component: membrane. NCBI's taxonomy places the organism in Eukaryota, Metazoa, Chordata, Actinopteri, Cypriniformes, Catostomidae. Gene Ontology annotation, biological process: zinc ion import across plasma membrane; intracellular zinc ion homeostasis. The record is from RefSeq and is a predicted model, not a curated record. The transcript is spliced from 12 exons. The coding region runs from base 390 to 2504 and encodes 704 amino acids.